UUGUUUUCAAAAAAUUAUUAAGAAAAAAAGAAGACUCCGGCGCAAGCCUUUUCGUCUCCUUUGAAACUAUGCAGUUGCGCGAAGCUGGAAGAGCUGGAGGAAAGCAUAACCGUCUUCAUUCUUCCUCUGAGUUUUGUUAGUCCAAACCAGAACCGCAGCCGCCAUGAGUAGGCUGGGUCAACUUCCAGAUCUCAAAAAGUACACGGGCAAGAAACUUCAAAGUGUGUUAAAGAAUGUCAAUUGGUUAGUUCUGAAACAUUUUCUUGUGCUAUUUUAUGUGUUGCUGAUCAUCAAUCUACUGGGUAAGCCAGCAGAUGCUCUAGCCACAGUCAGAAUGCCGGUGGCUUCACCUCAGUAUCCUCAUUCUGCUCCCUUGUUUGAAGGAAGAUCAAACCCCCCUUCAAGUUCCUUGUUGUCCAAACCGUCGCUGAAGAAGAGUCGAUUAGUUCCUCCAACUGCAGCACUUCUACCUCCAAAGUUUCAACAGGUUUCCCCGACACAAUCCAGAGCUAGUAGUUUACCUUUGGCCCAGCCACCAAUUUCACCUCAAACAUCCGACUGCUGUGGACCAGACAUGGUGCUCAAGAGAGGAAGCCUGUCUUGCCACUGUGUGUAUCCAAUAAAGCUUGAUCUUCUCCUUGUGAAUGUGUCAUCUAACCCAGACUGGACUCUCUUUCUAGAUGAAUUUGCUAACCAUUUGGGCUUGAAGACCUCUCAAAUUGAACUAAUCAAUUUUUAUGUUAUUGAUUUAUUUAACCUUAAUAUCUCAAUGGACAUCACACCAUACAAGGGAAUUAGUUUUUCUGCAACCGAAGCCACUAGAAUAAACUCUUCGUUGCAUAAGGUCCUUUUAAACCCUACAUUAGUAGGUGCUUACCGGCUUCUCAAUAUGACCUGGUUUAAGGUUCCAGCAGCGUCUCAAGCCCCUCUAGCCGCUGUGUCACCGAUGGCAGUAGAUCCUAGACGACCCUCUUCUCAUGCCUCAGUAUCCCCUGCGGAUAAGGGGCACCACUCAAACUUGAUUCUAAUUAUUGGAAUGGUUGCCUGUAUGGUAAUUGUUGUGAUUAUCUGCAUGCUCAUACUUUAUGCCUGUGCUUAUAAGCGUGGAAAGAAGAAAAGGUUGCCCAAAGAGACUGUGAAGCCUAGGAGUGUGGGUUCAGUUGAAACUGUAAGGUCUUUUACACAUCCUACAAGCACACGAUUUCUUGCAUAUGAGGAACUGAAAGAAGCAACAGCUAAUUUUGCUCCAUCUAGUGUUCUCGGAGAGGGUGGUUUUGGAAAGGUGUUCAAGGGUGUAUUAAGUGAUGGUACUGCUGUGGCCAUCAAAAGGCUUAGUACUGGAGGACAGCAAGGAGAUAAAGAAUUUCUAGUGGAGGUAGAAAUGCUUAGUAGACUGCACCACCGAAAUCUUGUGAAGCUUGUUGGCUACUAUAGCAGUAUUGAUUCUUCACAGAACCUACUGUGUUAUGAGCUCGUCCCUAAUGGAAGUCUGGAGGCCUGGCUUCAUGGCCAGUUGGGGGCAGAUUGCCCUCUAGAAUGGAACACCAGAAUGAAGAUUGCACUUGAUGCUGCAAGGGGACUUGCUUAUCUGCAUGAGGACUCCCAGCCUUGUGUUAUCCAUAGGGAUUUUAAGGCAUCUAACAUUUUGCUCGAGAAUAAUUUCCAUGCAAAAGUAGCUGACUUUGGGCUUGCUAAACAAGCCCCUGAAGGCCGGUUAAAUUACCUGUCUACCCGCGUUAUGGGCACAUUUGGGUAUGUAGCCCCUGAAUAUGCUAUGACUGGACACCUACUGGUAAAAAGUGAUGUCUACAGCUAUGGGGUUGUCCUUCUCGAGUUAUUGACGGGAAGGAAACCUGUGGAUAUGUCACAGCCAUCAGGACAGGAGAAUCUUGUUACUUGGGCCAGGCCUAUACUAAGAGAUAAAGAUAGACUGGAAGAACUUGUUGAUGUACGGCUUGAUGGAAAGUACCCAAAGGAAGAUUUUGUGAGGGUUUGCACAAUAGCUGCAGCUUGUGUUGCUCCAGAGGCAAACCAACGGCCCACAAUGGGGGAGGUUGUACAAUCCUUAAAGAUGGUGCAACACAUAGAGUAUCAGCAGGAUUCUGCCGUGAACCCCACCUCCAACCCUCGGCCCAACCUUAAGCAAUCUUCCACAACCUUUGAAUCUGAUGGUACAUCAUCAAUGUUCUCUUCUGGGCCUUACUCUGGCUUGAGUGCUUUUGAAGUGGACGUAUCUCAUACAGCUGUAUUUUCUGAAGACCUGCAUGAAGGAAGAUGACUGAUCAUUUGGUUAUAUAUGAAAGAUGCAAAUAAUUUUGCACAUGGACUGGAUGUUUGGUUUCUCACUGAUUCAAUUCAUCACUGGUAAAAAAACCAUUUUUCAGUCAUUUCAAUGGUUGGUGGUCACUCUGCGCAGUUGGUUGAAAGCCGUAUAUAUGUUGUAUAAACCUUUUUUCCCUUUUCGCAUGGGGAAAUGUAAUGUUCCUGCUUAGAUUUUGCAUUUUUUCCUUUUAGAGCUUUUGGGUGUACACUAGUGUACAAGUUAUUAAUGCAAUUUUCUUGUACAUUUCAUUCUAUUGCAUAUCGAGUGUUGUUGAGGAUGAUUAUGCACACAGUUUAUGAACAAUACUCUAUCGUUAGAAUAUAUUCUUGGAAUAUCAGAAUAUCUUUAGAAGU
This is a messenger RNA of Cuscuta europaea, 2676 nucleotides long. The record is from the annotation of a GenBank genome assembly. NCBI's taxonomy places the organism in Eukaryota, Viridiplantae, Streptophyta, Magnoliopsida, Solanales, Convolvulaceae.